This is a messenger RNA of Hirundo rustica (Barn swallow), 1079 nucleotides long. RefSeq names its product thimet oligopeptidase 1 (gene THOP1). Gene Ontology annotation, cellular component: mitochondrial intermembrane space. Gene Ontology annotation, molecular function: metalloendopeptidase activity. Gene Ontology annotation, biological process: peptide metabolic process; proteolysis. Bases 138 to 1079 code for a protein of 313 amino acids. The transcript has 8 exons. Lineage: Eukaryota; Metazoa; Chordata; Aves; Passeriformes; Hirundinidae. The record is from RefSeq and is a predicted model, not a curated record.
CCUCCACGCUCCCAGCAUGCCCCGCUCUCCCGCCCGCCUCUCCGGUCGGGGCACAUGCUCGGUGCGUGGGGCCGGCCCGGUUUCCUCCCGGCUUCCUCAGCAGCGCGGGGUCUCCCGGUACCCCCGGCAUUCCCGACAUGGCCCCCCCGACAGGGAAUGUCGUGGACAGCCAGGCCCCGCGGCCCGUGGUCAGCCAGCUGCGCUGGGACCUGACGGCCGAGCAGAUCGAGGCCAUGGCCGCAGAGCUGACCGAGAGCACCAAGCUCGUCUACGACCGCGUGGGAGCCCAGGAGCGCGGCGAGGUCUCCUACGAGAACACCCUCAAGGCUCUGGCGGACGUGGAGGUGGAAUACACAGUCCGUAGGAACAUGCUGGACUUCCCCCAGCACGUGUCCCCCUGCAAGGCCAUCCGCGCCGCCAGCACCGAGGCCGACAAGAAGCUCUCGGAGUUCGACGUGGAGAUGAGCAUGAGGCAGGACGUGUACCAGCGGAUUGUGUGGCUCCAGGAGAAAGCGGAGAGCGCUUCCCUGAAGCCUGAGGCAAAGAGGUACCUGGAGAGGCUGAUCAAGCUGGGGAAAAGGAACGGGCUCCACCUCCCUGAGGAGACUCAGGAGAAAAUCAAAGCUAUCAAGAAAAAGCUGAGCGUGCUGUGCAUAGACUUCAACAAGAACCUCAACGAGGACACCACCUUCCUGCCCUUCUCCAGGGAGGAGUUAGGGGGGCUCCCUGAGGACUUCCUGAACUCCCUGGAGAAGACGGAGGAUGGGAGGCUGAAGGUCACCCUCAAGUACCCACACUACUUCCCCCUGCUGAAGAAGUGCUACGUGCCCGAGACCAGGAGGAAGGUGGAGGAGAUGUUCAACUCCAGGUGCAAGGAGGAGAACUGCCUGAUCCUGAAGGAGCUGGUGGACCUGAGGGCUCAGAAGGCCGAUCUGCUGGGCUUCAGCACCCACGCCGACUUUGUGCUGGAGAUGAACAUGGCCAAGAGCAGCCGGACGGUGGCCACGUUCCUGGCGCGGCUGAGGGGGGCUGGGCUGAGGUGGAGCCGCUUUGUGGGCGGGGGGCAGCCCCCAAAAUAA